Molecule: messenger RNA, 894 nt
Organism: Lodderomyces oxycetoniae
Lineage: Eukaryota; Fungi; Ascomycota; Pichiomycetes; Serinales; Debaryomycetaceae
Exons: 1
Coding region: 1-894 (297 amino acids)
Biological process (GO): double-strand break repair
Cellular component (GO): nucleus
Source: RefSeq, a predicted model, not a curated record
AUGGUAAUGGUAUUGCCAAUAAGAUGGCAUAGUACAAGUUUAAAUUUUAUUCAGCCGCCAAAGGUUAUAUAUGGCUUUCAUUCCGAGCAGAAGGAGCCCCGUUCUAGUCUUUAUUUGACCAAUUUCAAGAAAGUAUGGGCCCAGGUUUUAAACCGCGAGGAAAUGAUUGCAAAAGCAAAAAGCUUAGGUAUAGAUGAGGUGAAUAAUAAGGUAUUGGCCGAAUUAGUGAAUGCUAUUGAGCCCCAAAUGGCACUGAGGUUGUCGUUUGACCAGAAGGGGCCAAUUAUAUUGGUUAAAGUUGAUAUUGGGGUAAAUUGGACGUUUGAUCUACAAGAGUUGAGUCCAACUGAGACUAUUGAGUUUCUCGCAAAGUUGAAUUACCAGCAAUUUGCUAAUACCUGUUUCUUAAAUUUUCAAAUAUGCAAACUAAAAUCAAUCAUUGAUGUAAAGGACUCGUAUGCAAGAUUUGUGGCCACGAAUUUCGAACAAAGCCAUGGAAACCACUUACUUAAAACCUAUAGGAAAAACAAUAUUGGCGAUGCUGAGUCAAUUGAUACAUUUGAUCAAAGUGAAUGGCAAGAAAAAGCAACUAACGAGUAUCGGAAAAAGAGAUUAGAUGCAAAGUUUUCAAGAAAUCAAAUUUUGGACAAGAAUAUCGAUGUUGCAAUCUCAAUACCAUGGGAGUUUGCAAACGAAGGAUUAGCAUGCGAAAAGGAAGUUGUUGAGGAUGUGGAAGAGGCGGACAGUCACAAACACAAGCAGAAUUUUCCCAAUUCAUCACCUACAAGACCAAGACAAAGGAUCGGCAUGAUGCUGGGCCUAAAAAGAAGCCAAGAUGACAAAGCGCCGUCUUCUCCAUCGCCAAAAAAAACUCGAAGAAUUGGACAGCUAUGA